This is a messenger RNA of Entamoeba nuttalli P19, 5064 nucleotides long. RefSeq lists its product as hypothetical. NCBI's taxonomy places the organism in Eukaryota, Evosea, Mastigamoebida, Endamoebidae. The transcript has a single exon. The record is from RefSeq and is a predicted model, not a curated record. The coding region runs from base 1 to 5064 and encodes 1687 amino acids.
AUGGAAGAUGUUAAUGAAAUCUUAUUAGAAGAAACUAUUCCUAUUCUUUGUGGUGUACCAUAUGAUCCAAGUAUUCCAAUUAACUCUUCUGUAUAUCAAAUAGUACCAAAUAUUGAAGAAAAAAUAAGAAAUUAUAUAAACCCAAAAAGCUUAUAUCAAACAUUACAAUUAUUAAUAACAGAAAAUCCAUUAAAUAUAUCAAAAUUAUCUAAAUCAUUUUCUUCUGAACUUGUUAAAAAAAUUAAAACAAGUAAUGAAAAUGAAUUAUCUGUUAUUUUAGGUUUAUUAGAACAAUUACUUAAAAUUAGAUUAACUACUAAAGAUUUCACUGAUUUAUUUCAUUUAUAUAUUACAUCUAAUAAUUGUAAUGUUGAAAUUCUUUCAUUACUUAAUUCUUUGGCUCGAUUUGGUGGUCCUGAAAGAUAUUAUGCAUUUCCUGGAUUUCUUACUUGUUUAUAUAAAACUAUAACUAUUGGAACUACUGAUAAUUGGGGAAUUUCUUUAACAUUUAGAUCAAGAGGAAAUGGUGUUAUAUUAUCAAUUCAAUCUCCUUCUAUUGGAAUUACCAUUACUAUAAAAGAAGGAUUUCUUUAUAUUGAAUGUGGACUUAAUACACCAUCGUUAAUAACAACUCCAAAUAAAAAUGAUUUACAAUUAAAUAAUAGACGUGUUGUUAAUGGAAAAUGGUAUAAUUUAAUAAUAAUGCAUUCUAAAAGAGAACAACGUCUUGUUGUUGAAAUCGAAAAAGAAAAUUUUACAUUUUCUUUAAAUUAUCCAAAAAAUGAAGAAGCAAUUAUAUCUAUUGGUGGAAUAUCAAGUAAUUCUAAAAGUUAUUUUACUGGUGAUAUAACUGAUGUAAUAAUACUUCCAGAAGAAACAAUUAUUCGAUAUGAUCAAAAAGAAUUAACUAAAGAUAUGUUACUUUUUGAAUGUUAUAAAAUAUCAAAUUUUACACCAAUUGUUACAAUUAUACGUGAAACACCAGGUGCUAUUAUUAAUAGGAUUGGUGGUAUUAGUAAAUUAUUUAUUUUAUUAAAUCAAAAAUAUAAUACAAGAGCAUUAGAAGAUUGUGAAAAAAUACUUGAUCUUUAUUUUAGAUUGUUGUCUACUUUUAAAAUGUUGAGACAAGAGUCUAUUGAAAAUAAUGAAAUAUCUACUAUAUUUCAAACAUUAAUUAAUUUAGCAGAAAUAACAAAAGAACAUACUUUUAAUGAAACAAAAAAAUUACAAACUCCAAUUGUUAAAGAAUUUAUUUCUUUUGCAUUAAGACUUAUUAAUUCUCAUUCUUUUCUUUCUAUUAGAAAUAUUAUACUUAGACAUAUUUUUGAUAUUAGAUGGUGGCCAAAUGAUUCACUUAGAGUAGAAUAUAUUAAAGAAUUACAAGAGUCGAUGAGCCAUACUGUUUUAGGAACAUUACCAUUCAAAUUAUUUGAAAAAUUAUCAUAUAGGAGUUUAAUGUUAUGGAUUUUAUAUGAUGAUAUUCCAGAAUUUGAAAAAGAAACUAUUCCAAGAGCUCAUCUUCAAUGGAGAUGUGGAUAUAUUCAAUAUAUUACUUCAAUUAUAAUUAAAGACGUUUAUGUUGUUCAAUAUUUUAUGACUGAUUCAUUACAUCUUCUUGACACUGCAAUUCAAACAAACGAUUUUAAUACAGAAGCUUUAUUAAUUUAUAUGUAUGUUUGUAUGGUAUUAACUUCUCAAGGAGAAUUAAAGUCUUUUAUAUCAACUAUGUUAAAAAAGAAUAAAACUGCAUUACUUUAUCUUUAUAUUCAACAAAAUCCAUCAUUUUUAAAAGGUAAUAUUGAAAGGCUUUUGGCAUUAAUUAAUAUAGAAGUUAAAUAUAAUGUUAUUGUAGAUGCAAUGAACUCAACACGUUUAACACCAUUAUUAUAUCAAAUAGCUAUUGAAUGUUCAUUUAAUAAUAUUAGAAAUACAUAUAUUGAUACUACCACAACUGGGUAUUUAUCUUCUAAAGGAUUUCUUCUUAAUAUGAAUCAAAUGAAAUUAAAACAAGAUUUUCUUACACCAUUUCUUAAAUCAAUAAGUAUUGCAAUAUCAAAUAAUUUAUCAAAUAACAUGGUUGUAUUAGAUAUUAUAUUAAAUGAUCUUGUUCAAUGUUUAGAAAAUCAUAUUAUUUGGAAAUAUUUAUUAAAAAGUAAAUAUUGGAUAACCAUAUUUAUUGAUAUAGCUGUAUCAUUGGUAUCUUCAAAAGAAUACAACAUUUUACAAAGAUUACAAAAUAUCUUUGCAAGAAUAAUUGGAAUUGCAUUUCAACAACAAAAUGUAUCAUUAGAAAAUAUUAUUUGUUAUUUAUUAUCAAAAUUACAAAACAAAGAAAAGUUUUAUAUUAUAUUUAGAAGUCUUUUAAAAUGUUUAGUUAAAAAUGUUCUUUGUCAAUUAAAUAAUGAUUCAAGAGAUAAAAUGGUUAUUCAAAUGAUAUUACUAUUUAGUGAUUUCUUUUGUAGAACAUGUAGUUAUGGUUGUGAUACUGCAUUACCUCAUUUCGAAGAAGAUUAUGAGUUAAUAACAAAAUGCUUAGAAUAUCAUCAUCCACAACCAAAAUUAUGUAAUUCUAAAGUAGCAUCAAUGCAACAUGUUUUUAUUGUUCAUUUAAUAUUGUGUCAACUUCAUUCAAUUGCUUUAAAGAAUAAUAAUAUUCCUUUGUUAAGAAAAACAUUACAAUUAAUUCCUCCAUAUCUUGUUCAAAGACCACAAAUUGAAGGAUAUGAUAGUUGGGUUAUUUUCCAUCUUUAUGAUAUUGUUAAACAAUGUAAUGAUCCAAGUGUAAGAAGGGAUAUAUCAAAUAUGAUGUAUUUAUUAAACCUUAAACAACAACCUCAGAUGGAAUUGGAUUUUAAAGGAAUUCAAUUAUUUGGAAAGGAAUUAGUUUCUUUCUAUAAAACUCAUGAAAAUGGAUUAAAAGUUCAAGCUGAUGUAUUGAAAGUUGAAGAAAAUAAACCAAGAAAUAAUCCUUCAUUUGUUUUUAAAGAAGUUCAAUAUCCUAAUCUUGACGUUGCACCCAUGGAUUAUAAUAGAUUAGUUAUGAGUGAUACUGAUAUUAGACUUAGGUUAUUCACUUCUAGUAGAAGAAAUUGGUCAAAUGCUUUUAAAUCAAAUAUCCUCAUUGAUAUUGUAAAUUCUAAUACUUUCAAAUUUGAAGAAAUUGGAUUUUCUGAGGUAAGACCAAUUAUUGUAUUGAAACCAGUUUCUAUAGAUGAAAAUAAUAUUAGUAUUAUCACUCCAUCAAGUCUUGAAAAUGAAUAUAGAGAAGUCCUUGAAAAAAAGAAAGGUUUAAUUCAUUUCAAAUCACUUACUAGUGAUGAUGGCAUGGAUGGUGUUCUUAUUUAUUUAAGUAAGAAAGAAAUUGCUAGAAUUUAUAUUAAUGCUGAUAACCUUCAAUUAAUUAUCAAAACACCAUCAAAAAUUGAUGAAUUUGGAUUAAAUAUUAUUACAAUGGUCAUUUUGAGAAGAGAAGAAUAUAUUGAAUUAUAUAUAAAGUAUCACCGUCCAUUAUUGAUUCAUAUGAAAGAUUCAUUAAAAUUCUUAAAUAACUUAUCUCACAUUACUUUAAACCAUCAAAUACAAACGGUUAUUUAUAUUGAUCCAAUUAAAGCAUUUAACCAAUCAACUAUCAUUAAGGAUUGGACUAAUGGAAGAAUGAGUAACUAUAUGUUUAUAAAUCAACUUAAUUUUUUUGCAGGAUAUUCAUACAAUGAUAUUAAUAAUCAUCCAUUCUUUCCUUGGAUCGACACGUCAAUGAGUUGGGAAACAUUAAUUUGUCAUAUUAUUGAUCGUUCAAAGCAAAAUUUGUUAAGAAAUGAAUUUAGUUUGAUUCCAAGUCCUAAUCCAGAAGUAAGGACAUCAGUUAAACUUGAACCAGUAGAUGUUUGUUGUUUGUUAUAUUCUAUUGUUCCAUUCACAUUAUUGUUACCAUUUUAUCAAGCUCAAACUUUGCAUGGAAAAGCUAUUCGUUCAAUAGACCAACUGGCUAAUAGUGCUUUAGUACCAGAAAUUUAUUCAUAUCCUUUAUUAAUGUCAUUAGAAAGGUUAUAUAUAUUAAGAAUGACUCUUGAAAUGGCAGUUUUAUCUAAGGAAUUACAUAAAUGGUUAUUAAAAGCCUUUUCAAUAUUAAAUGGAUUACCAAAGAAGAAAUAUGAAUAUGAUUUUAGUGGAAUUUUUUUAAACCAAGAAGGAAUUAAAAUAAAUGUUCUUCCAACAAAUAAUGGAACUGCUCUUACUGUUGGAGAAGAAGGGUUUUCAGUUAAAAGUAAUAAUUCUGGAUUUAAUGAAAUUAGUGUUUUUAUGAGAAGUUGUAAAAUGAAGAAAGUAGAAGGGUUAAAUAAUAUUGAUGUUAUUUAUGAUGGUAAUGAAAUGAUUAUUAUUGAAUCACUAAAUGGAAAAACUCUGAUUAAACAAAAAGGAAGUGUUGUAGAUGUAAAUGGAAAGAUUCUUAGUAUUAUUGACUCUAAAAAAGGUACAAUAGAAUAUGUUUUAAAGAAUUCUAUUGGAGUAGAAUGGAAAUAUUACAAUAACAAUCAUCAAAAUACUAUAUUAAAAAUCGAAGAAAUUCAACCAAUACAAAAUGCCUUUAUUUCAUCAAAGAAAUGUAUUGUCCUAUUUACAGAAAACUCUUUUUAUUGUAAAUCUAUUUGUGGAACAACCAUUUAUACAAAAUUAUUUAUUCCUCAUUUAUUCUCUCUUUCAGCAAAUGGAUUUUCUUAUUAUGUUUAUCAAAAUACACUCCAUGUAGAAACCCUUAAUGGUAUUCACAAAGAAAUUCAAUUAAAUUUGGAUUAUAUUUCAAUGACAACAUUAACAUGCUUAUUUUUAGAUUUCAUUAUUCUCACUCAACCAAACCAAAUUACUACAUAUGUUUUCCUUGGAGAUAGAUUUGUUUUAUUGGAUUCUAUUCCAUUUGUUGAUGGAUGGACUAUUAUAAGUGUUCAAUCAAAUUGUUUAAUUAAUGAUGAUCCAACAAAUUGGACCUUUGUUGUAAAUUGUGAGAAAGAUAAUGCUAAUUCUUUUGUAGUUUAUUCUUUGAAUUAUAUUACUUUAAAAUCUAAUUAA